UGAUAAAAGCUGUUCCGUUCAUUCACGAUCAACGUCACCAUGGCAACAAAGACUUCUCACGUGAGUUUUCUCAGCUGCUGUGGAGUCGGAUGUCACGAGAGGGGGCGUGAUUUAUAAUCGUUUCUUCAUAACAAAGUAAAUAAACGUGUUUUAAACAGUCACGUGAACAUUCCACGUGACAUCCUCUCUGUCCGCGCGCCAGCUGUGCAAUAAAGUUGUUUUGAAAGUUUCCUCUGUUGCCAGGACACGGGUACGCCCCGUCCCCGACUCGUUGCUAGGAUACAGACGCAGACAAACGGCACCGUCAAAUCGGACCAUGGAGAUUGUGCACGUGUACACGAAGCUCCGCGCGCACUUCGGCCGUCAGUGUGUGUUCACGGACCGGCCCGCGGACCUGCUGGUGGACGUUCAGCCGGAGCCCAGCGUCACGGAGAGAUUCAUCCUCCGCAGACCCCGAGAGGGGGCGCUGCAGGUGUGCAGGGACAUGUCCGAGCACCAGGUGAACACGGAACGUUUCGAGUCCAGCAGUUGUGGACUGAACCAUGUGGAGGGAGGGUGGCCUAAAGACAUCAACCCCGCCGAGAUGGAACAAACCAUUCGCUUCAGGAAGAAGGUGGAGAAGGACGAGGGCUACAUCAACAGCAUCCUGCAGCUGGGCAGCGUGAUGGAGCACUGCAGCAGACAGAACAACAGCACAGACCUUUACCAGGACUACUUUGAGGACGAGGACCAAGAGGACGAGAGUCAGGAGACCACGUUCGCCAAAACCAUCAACGUCUUCAGAGAUCCCAAUGAGGUCAAACGUAUGGUCACCGGUCUGUCCUGGCACCCGGACAGCGGCAGAAAGCUGGCCGCCGCCUACUCCUGCCUGGAGUUCCAGAGAAGCAGCAAAGACGUGAGCGUGGACUCGUAUAUCUGGGACAUUGAGAACCCGAACAGACCAGAGAUGGCGCUGAAGCCGACGUCUCCACUCGUCUGUCUGGACUAUAAUCCCAAAGACUCGCACACUCUCGUGGGAGGAAGCUACAACGGACAGAUCGCGUACUGGGACACCCGGAGAGGAGGCCACCCGGUGGAGUUUUCCUCUGUGGAGCAGAGUCACAGAGACCCAGUCUACAAAAUCAUCUGGCUUCAGUCCAAGACUGGGACAGACGCGUUCUCUGCGUCCACCGACGGACAGGUUCUGUGGUGGGACAUCCGUAAGAUGAGUGAGCCCACAGAGCGUCUGGUUCUGGACCUGGGCAGGGAGGGGAACCUGGACCGAGCUUUAGGAGCCAUCUCUCUGGAGUUUGAAGCCACGAUGCCGACUAAGUUGAUGGUGGGGACAGAGCAGGGCGUGGUCGUCUCCUGUAACAGGAAAGCAAAGACUCCGGCCGAGAAGAUCGUCUGUACGUACGACGGUCACCAUGGACCCGUCUACGCCCUGCAGAGGAACCCAUUCUUCCCCAAAAACUUCCUGACUGUGGGGGACUGGACCGCCCGGAUCUGGUCUGAGGACAUCAAGGAGUCGUCCAUAAUGUGGACCAAAUAUCAGAUGUCCUUCCUGAUGGAUGCCUGCUGGAGUCCAGUCCGACCGUCCGUCUUCUUCACGGUGAAGAUGGACGGCGUGUUGGACGCCUGGGACGUCCUGCUGAAACAGAACGACCCGGUGCUGAGUGUCAAGGUGUGUGACGAGGCUCUGUUCAGUCUCAGCGUUCACCAUCACGGACGCUUGGUGGCGUGCGGUUCUCAGCAGGGUGGAGCCACGCUGCUGGAGGUGUGUCCCGGUCUGUCCACUGUCCAGAAGAACGAGAAGAGUCUGCUGGCUGCGAUGUUUGAGCGUGAGACGAAGCGUGAGAAGAUCCUGGAGGCUCGACAGAAGGAGCUCCGCCUUAAGGAGAGGAGUCGCUCGGCACAGAGCCGAGAGGAGGAGGUCACAGGUCGGGAGGAGGGGGAGGAGACUCCCGAUCAGCUGAUCCUCAACGCUGAGAACAACUUCUUCAACAUGGUGGAGGCGGAGCUAAGGAGGAGGAGGGAGAGGGAGGAGAAAGAAAACCAGGAAAAAGACGUUUGUGAAGAAAAAGAAGUGAAAGACGACCGAGAAACUUCAGAGUUUUAAUGUGGAACAAAACCUGGAUCUGGUGCAGUUUUCACGCUUGAUCAAGAUUUUUUUUUAAAAACUUCAAAUGUCCAACUUUAUUGACAGUUUCAGUUUUAGUGUCUUAAUCUUUUUCUUCUGAAUCAAAAUCUAAUUUGUUAACAUUUUGAAUUUUAACUUAUGGAAUAAAGUAAAAUAUAUAUAUAUAUAUAUAUAUAUAUACAUACAGUACAUACAUAUGUACAUGAAUAACAACGUCAUCACAAUUAUUUAUGUGUCACACCUCUCUGUAUAAUCUUUUAUUUUCUCUUUUACUUUUUAAUGAUUAUAUUUUUUCUCAGUAUCAUGUUUUUUAUUUGUUAUUUUAAUAUUGUUCUAUUUGCUGUGAUGCUGUUGUUUACCUUUGACUAACUCUAACCCAUGUGCCUGGAAGUUUAUGCACAAAUGCAAAUAAAAACCAUGACGUCAGAGCGAUGACGUCACAACGAAA
Molecule: messenger RNA, 2567 nt
Organism: Solea senegalensis (Senegalese sole)
Lineage: Eukaryota; Metazoa; Chordata; Actinopteri; Pleuronectiformes; Soleidae
Gene: dnai2b
Product: dynein, axonemal, intermediate chain 2b
Exons: 12
Coding region: 317-2098 (593 amino acids)
Biological process (GO): cilium movement; outer dynein arm assembly
Cellular component (GO): outer dynein arm
Molecular function (GO): dynein light chain binding; dynein heavy chain binding
Source: RefSeq, a predicted model, not a curated record